CAAUAUGUUCACGUUGCUGGAUGUCAUUCAUAACUCAUUACGUCUCUAGCCUAUAACUAUUCGAGAAGUCACUGGCACUCAACUACGACGUUUGUGUUCGUCAUGCUCGUCAUUCGAAUCACCAAAGACGUGACACAGCUGCAAAAUUUAUCUGGCAGUCAGGCGAAGGGCGUCUCCGUUGCGCUGACUUAUCGAGAUCAAUUGUCAUACAGUUUAGCAUGACUGGUGACGGAAUUAGUCACAUUCACUAUGUACUGUCACAUCAGAUACCGCCUCAAGUAACCACUGCCACAGUCGUAAUACGCGAUGCUCAUGAGAGUUAUUCUGCCGAACAAGUAUGUGCUGACUGCCAGCAUCUAUCAGGUGUGCUUUCCACAGAAGCACUGAGAAUAGAUGCAAGGCUGCGAACAUCCAGAACCAUAGCAGACAUCCGAGAAGGUGCGUUGCAGGGUUGUAGACUGUGCAGCAUCUUCAUGGGACAGUUUGACACGGUCGCGAAAGACUUACUGGAUGUGCAUCGACGAAAGCGCGCUCAUAUCACGACAAGAUACUAUGAAGACGACGGUCAUGUAGCGAUGACGUUUCGGUGGAGAAGUGAUUGUUGGCGAGCGCUGAAGAUCAAAUCUUUCACUCCGUUUCUGUUUCUCAGAACCACAUUACCAUCACUCGGACCCGGUGUGUGGCCUAUGUCAUCUCAUACAGAUAACGACACGACAUGGAGCAUAGCCAGACGAUGGCUCUCGCAAUGUUUGGAUGGCCAUUCAAGGUGUGAUCUUGCCAGUCCGUUUCGGAGACUGCCAUCACGGCUCAUCGAUAUUGGAGACUCUGAGGAGGGCAUAUUUCCACGGCUAUGCGCAACCCAAAAUCUCGAUCCCCAGACGCCUUAUUUUACCAUGUCACAUUGCUGGGGCGGCUUAAUUCCCUCACGUCUCUUGAGUUCGAAUCUGCAGGAGUAUUUACAACAGCUUCCACUGCAUUUCAUAUCUCUGAAGUUCAGGGAAACAAUGGCAUGUGUAAAGAAGCUUGGCUAUAGGUACAUAUGGAUAGAUUGUCUCUGUAUCAUGCAAGACUCCGCGUCAGACUGGGCAGCGGAAUCGGUCUAUAUGGGAGACUUUUACCGGAAUGCGCUGUGUAAUAUUGCAGCAAACAACAGCGAUAGCUAUGAACACAGUCUAUUCACCACCCGAAACACACUUGCCAUCGAACCUUGUUAUGUCAACGUCAUGGAAAGUUCAGGGGUUACGUCGGCAUUCUUCUGCAUCACAGCAGACAUCUGGAGUCGUAAAGUAGCUGAAGGACCGAUAAUUCGACGUGGCUGGGUCGUUCAGGAGCUCGCACUGGCUCCUCGCAUCUUGUAUUUCGAUCAAGAUCAGCUUUACUGGCAAUGUCGUUCUUCGAGAGCAUGUGAACAGUAUCCUGAGCAUGACUUGUCCCACAGCGAGCACAUCACCUUCAUACCGCAGGCUCCCGUGUCCAGCGUGUCACACACCCCUUGGAUGCUACAGAGUGAUAUCAAGGCUGAUCGAAGAUCGGAACGGGCGGAGCUUGAGCCAGGUUCAACGUGGCGUACGAUCAUGGCACGAUAUAGUGAAUGUGCUCUAUCUUUCGAGGAGAAGGAUAAGUUGAUUGCAAUCUCGGGCGUAGCUCGUAGGUUUGGUAGCGCAUCGGAAUAUUUCGCCGGAAUGUGGAAGGCUGACCUGCCUAUAUCACUGCUCUGGAAAACAUAUUUGCAAUGGCGAGGUGGUGGCUCGAGAAGAAGACUUGCUUCAGGGACGCCUACUUGGUCCUGGGCUUCCAUCAGCGCCACGUUGGACUUUCCUGACACAAACAAGAGCAGGCCCGACAUGGUAGUAGAAUUGCAAGACACGCCCUUCCCGUCGUAUAAGGCAGAAGUCAUCGAGGUUUUCACACAAAAAGACACAGACGAUCCUUUCGGACAAGUUUCCAAAGGGCACAUAUGCCUCGACGGAGCGCUCACAAACCAGAAAGUGAACCCGUUACCGAACCCACGCAACGACUUCCUCAACGGCAGAGCAGACCGAUACUCCGAUGGCGAGUUUGUAAUCGCGUGUCAGUUCGACAGUCCGACCGACACAAUGUCUCCAGGCGUGUACUUCUUUCUCGUCGGCGAUGCAUACAUACAUCCAGGCGGAUGGAUCACAGCCGGGCUUAUGUUGCAGAGGACGCUGUCCAAAGGCGAAUACCGCAGGCUAGGUGUCUUUUGGAUCAACCCUGGUCCAGAUCUUGCCAUAAAAGGGUACGAUCAGAAGCGCAGCAUGGCUUCCUUCAUGCAGAGCUGCCGUGGCUUUGCGGAAACGUCCGACACGACCGAGUGGCUUGAGAGAGGGAGGAGACGGACACAUUCCUGCACAAUUAAAAUCAUCUGAGAUGGACGGAGUUAGCAGUCUCCUAUUCCGAUAGCUUGGAGAACUACAUAAGGGGCCGUGACUAAGGUCGAGAACGAAUGAAUGUGA
Messenger RNA from Pseudovirgaria hyperparasitica, 2474 nucleotides. RefSeq names its product HET-domain-containing protein. Lineage: Eukaryota; Fungi; Ascomycota; Dothideomycetes; Acrospermales; Acrospermaceae. The record is from RefSeq and is a predicted model, not a curated record. Bases 219 to 2387 code for a protein of 722 amino acids. The transcript is spliced from 2 exons.